Acanthamoeba castellanii str. Neff is the source of this 1374-nucleotide messenger RNA. Its product is annotated as Sec1 family protein. The transcript has 8 exons. Lineage: Eukaryota; Discosea; Longamoebia; Acanthamoebidae. The annotation marks the transcript as partial. Gene Ontology annotation, cellular component: secretory granule; plasma membrane. Gene Ontology annotation, molecular function: syntaxin binding. Gene Ontology annotation, biological process: vesicle-mediated transport; intracellular protein transport. The record is from RefSeq and is a predicted model, not a curated record.
CUGGCCGCUGUGUGCACCACCCUGGGCGAGUUGCCGUACAUCCGCUAUGCGCGCUCGCCCGUGGCCACCACCCUGGCCGCCGCCACACAGGACGCGCUCGACGACCUCAGCGCCGACGACAAGGCCCUCCUCAAGCGGGGCGACAACCGGCCCACGCUUCUCAUCCUGGACCGCACCAUCGACACCGUGGCCCCGGUGCUCCACGAGUUCACCUACCAAGCGAUGAUCUACGACCUGUGCGAGGUGGACAAGGAGUGCACGUACAAGUACAAGUACAACAACGGCGGCAAGGACAUCACCAAGGAGGUCCUCCUCGACGAGUACGACUUCCUCUGGCCCAAGCUGCGCCACAUGCACAUCGCCGACUGCAUCAACAAGGUGAUCGACGACUUCAACGCGUUCCUGAAGACGAACAAGGCGGUGAACCUCAAGUCGGCGUCGUCCAAGAAGGGCGUGGCUUCGCUUCGGGAGAUGACGGCGGCCAUGAAGGAGCUGCCCCAGUUCCAGGACACCUUCGCCAAGUACUCGCUGCACAUCCGACUCGCGGGUGAGUGCAUGGAGAAGUACCGCGGCCAGGAGCUCGAGCGGCUGGCCAUGGUCGAGCAGGACCUGGCCACCGGCGUCACGGCCGAAGGGGGCAAGGUCAAGAAGGACAAGGUGCUCGCCGCCCUCGAGGAGAUCCUCACCGACAACUCCGUCCCCUCCGCCAACAAGACGCGCCUCCUCAUGAUCCACCUCACCACCGAGGGCGCCCAGCCCUCCGACCGAGCUUUCGCGAGGCUGCUGGACAAGGCCAACCUGGGCCGCCAGGAGAGGCAGCUGGUGGAGAACCUGGCCGCCCUGCGCAGCACCCUCGACGAGAUGGGCGAGUCGGAGGUCCAGCAGUGGGAGAAGAAGAGCAGCAAGAGCGGCAAGAAGAAGUCCGAGGAGGUCCCCUACGCCGUCUCCCGCUACGUGCCCGUCGUCAAGCGUCUCGUCGAGAGCAUGCUCGAGGACCAGUUGCCGACGUCGGAGUUCCCGUACUACGGCGACGAGCCCCGAGGAGGUGCGGCCAAGGACACCAGGAAGAAGGCCACUUCGCUCAAGACCCAGACCAGGGUGCGGUCGACCAAGGGCAAGGACAGGAUCGACGGUGACGCGGAGGACCUGGGCCCCAGGGUCAUCGUGUUCGUCGCUGGUGGUAUCACCCACUCUGAAAUCCGUUCCGCCUACCAGCUCUUCGACAAGAGGGAGGUGAUCAUCGGAGGCACGUCCAUCCUGACCCCACACAAGUUCACCUCGCGCCUGGCAUCCGUCUCGGGCGGCGACCGCCGCGGCAACGCGGACGACAUCGAGGUGGGCGACGCCAGCUCCUCCGAUGAGUCGAGCGACUAG